Messenger RNA from Scleropages formosus (Asian bonytongue), 4589 nucleotides. RefSeq names its product cAMP-specific 3',5'-cyclic phosphodiesterase 4C-like. Gene Ontology annotation, molecular function: 3',5'-cyclic-nucleotide phosphodiesterase activity. The transcript has 19 exons. Gene Ontology annotation, biological process: signal transduction. The record is from RefSeq and is a predicted model, not a curated record. Lineage: Eukaryota; Metazoa; Chordata; Actinopteri; Osteoglossiformes; Osteoglossidae. Bases 1492 to 4029 code for a protein of 845 amino acids.
ACUAACGGUGACAUCGUUGCGAUCGACAUGAUUGCACAAGUGUCCAGAUGAAGUAACAUAGAGAAGCAGAAUAGGAGAUUUCAAACAGAUUUCCCUGGCAGAGGGAUGCACAAGUGCUUCUGGCCCCGCUGUGUACACACUGUGUCCUACUUCUGAGUCCCUCUCCAAGUGGCUAUGCAGAUACACGGCCGAUCAAUGUCCUGUUAAAUCUCUUAAUUGUCUUUCUUUUCAGUAGCAGCGAGUCACAUGACAGGAUGUAACCGCAGCCAUGACAACAACAGAUUAUAGCAGGUGGGACCAUAUCGAGGUGUCGCAGGGAAUAACUGAUGAAUCUGACCUGAACGUCGACACCCCGAGCCUGUUCAGGUGGAGACACCAGGUACAUCCAACACCUAUUAAUAUUGUUAAAACCAUGGACACCUGGUUUGGUGCAGACACCAGGUAUGUUCAGCGUUCAAUCGUCCCAUCAAUACCAUGGACACGUGUCCAGGUAGACACUCCAGGCAUGUGUGUGUCGCCCUGCCUGAGACCAGGGUGGAGCCCAUGGAACAGUUCCAGAAGAAGCAUGAGGAGCUGGAGAAGGGCCAGGCUGAGUGCUGGUUCAAACCUCGGUCACGGAGGAGGCCAGGGCUGAGCUGAUCCAGGCCCGGAGGAGCACCGUCACAAGGUGAAAAAGAGAGACAGGAGGAACACGGUGGAAGUUCUCAGUGGGAACGGAAUGAAAGAAGGGAGCGACACAGCACUUGGGGGCGAAGCCCACAGACCCCCCCCCACGACCCAUCUACCAUAACACUGAAUCCCCACUCCGCUCAACUAGAACGGACACGCCACCUGGGUUGAGGUGUUCUCCUCUCCAGCCUGCGCAGCAGCGCCAUCAGCUCUCUCCUGGAGGCGCCGCAGACUGCAGGACAGCGGAGGGAGGGGGGGGAGCGCCUGAGCCCAGCAAGCGCCUUAACAAAGCCUGGUCCCUGUGAAUGAGGGGUCCUCACUGGCGUGUGUGUCUGUGCUGCACUGCAGUCUGCUGGGAGGGGGGCGCUCGCGGCAGUGUCCCUCUGCUCAUGUGGACACGUUGGUCCUGCACACAGCGUUCAUGUAGCCACGCCGACCGUGGUCCUGCUCAUCCGCAGAGGCGGGGGAGGGGCACACAGAGCAGCCUGCAAUGGAGGAGAGGAGGAAAACACUGGCCAUGACUUUACCACAGUCACUCUGGUUGAUGGACUUCCGCCAGAACGGUCUCAGCGAAGCAGCAAAGUCUGACCCCUCCAUCAAGACACUUCCCUGUGCGAUUGGCCACCUCUGAACCAGUUUCUCUUGACACGGAAGCCAGCACCAGGACUGCAGUCACUAGAUCUUCCUGCACUGGGCCAUGGGUAGACAGACUUCCUGAAGAUUAAUCAGCCCAUCGUGGGGCGCCAUGUCACCAGCCAAUGCUUCCUGUGUACUCCGGGUUGUGGCUGUGUCCAGUCCCAAGUGAAGACAGAGCCUGAUAACAUGAAGAAGAGCAGGAGUGUCCUGACUGUGAUGGGGGAGGAGAAGAGCCGGGAUGGUCUGUCUGGCCAUGAGGGAACGGAGCCCACUCGUUACAGUCGCUCCUACACGUCGAGCAGCACUCUGGGAGCGGAGCUACGGCGGGGGCGGAGUCGCAGGCUCUCCACCAGUCUGCAGGUACCAUCGUUGCGACCCUGGGAGCGUCCCCGCUCUCCAGAGCUCCUGAGCAGCGUGUCGCGCCCCACCACCCUGCCGCUCCACAUCCCCCCACGUAUCGCCAUCACUCACGCUGACUCGGACAGCCUGGAGGUGGACAAUGUUCCAUCCCAAGAACGGAGUCCUCUGGAUUCGCAGGCGAGUCCAGGUCUGCUGCUGCACCCCUACUUCGCACUGAGCCAGCGGCGCGAGUCCUUCCUGUACCGCUCGGACUCCGACUACGACCUGUCUCCCAAGGCCAUGUCCCGCAACUCCUCUCUUACCAGCGAAGGGCUCACAGAAGACUUCAUUGUCACCCCUUUUGCUCAGGUUCUGGCAAGUCUGCGAUCUGUAAGAAGCAACUUUGCCCUCCUCGCCAACGUCUCAUCACCCACGGUCAAGAGGUCUCCACUGGGAAUGCAGCAAACCACUCCCAGGACAGUGCUCUCCGAGGAGACCUACCAGCAGCUGGCUCGCGAGACCUUGGAGGAGCUGGACUGGUGUUUGGACCAGCUGGAGACCAUCCAAACGCACCGCUCCGUCAGCGACAUGGCCUCGACCAAGUUUAAGCGGAUGCUGAACCGAGAGCUCUCCCACCUGUCUGAGAUGAGUCGCUCUGGAGUCCAGGUGUCCGAAUACAUUUCCAGCACAUUCCUGGACAAGCAAAAUGAGGUGGAGCUCCUGCCCCCCAACCAGAAGGAGCAGAACUCAGCACCAUGUCAGACCAGUGGAGUUGGGGUUUUGUCCGAAGACUCCAGGGCAACUCUGCCUCGAUUUGGGGUCCACACCGAGCAUGAAGAUGUGCUGGCCCAGGAACUGGAAAAUCUGGAUAAAUGGAACUUCAGCAUUUUCACUGUGGCUCAGCUGUCCUGUAACCGGCCACUUAGCUGCAUUAUGUUUGCCAUCUUCCAGGAAAGGGAUCUCAUGAAGACCUUCCGAAUGCCAGAGGACACAUUGAUGGCCUAUGUGAUGACCCUAGAGGACCACUACCAUGCGAGUGUGUCCUACCACAACAGUCUGCAUGCAGCCGAUGUUACGCAGUCCACUCAUGUCCUGCUCUCCACGCCUGCCCUCAAAGCAGUCUUUACUGAUCUCGAGAUUCUCGCUGCUCUCUUUGCAGCUGCCAUUCAUGAUGCGGAUCACCCUGGAGUCUCUAACCAGUUCCUCAUCAACACUAAUUCUGAACUGGCCCUGAUGUACAAUGACGAGUCAGUUCUGGAGAACCACCACCUUGCAGUGGGCUUCAAGCUUCUGUACGAGGAGAACUGUGACAUCUUUCAGAAUCUGAGCAAGAGACAACGGCAAAGCUUGCGCAGGAUGGUCAUUGACAUGGUCCUAGCAACUGAUAUGUCUAAACACAUGAGUCUGUUAGCCAAUCUGAAAACAAUGGUAGAGACUAAAAAGGUGACAAGUUCAGGAGUGCUGUUACUGGACCAUUACACUGACCGCAUAGAGGUACUGAGGAUCAUGGUGCAUUGUGCAGACCUCAGCAAUCCCACGAAGCCACUGGCUGUGUACCGCCAGUGGACCGAACGUAUCAUGGAAGAAUUCUUCAGACAGGGGGACAAGGAGCGCGAACGCGGCAUGGAGAUCAGUGCUAUGUGUGAUAGACACACUGCAUCUGUGGAGAAGAGUCAGGUGGGCUUCAUUGACUACAUUGUGCACCCGCUUUGGGAGACAUGGGGAGAUCUGGUGCACCCAGAUGCACAGGAAAUGCUGGACACGCUAGAGGACAACAGAGACUGGUACCACAGCAUAAUGCCGCAGAGUCCAUCCCCACCAGCUGAGCAGGAUGAUGUGGACCAUUUCCAGUUUCAUCCAAAUAUCGAAGGAGAUGGCCAGGACCUAAUCCAGGAGAGGUGUGGAGAGAAGGAUGAUGGGGGACUGGAUGAGACAGAGAAUGAAGAAGAUGUGGAAAUGAAAGACAGAAAUGAAGAGGGGGAGGAUACAGAGAAGAAAACAGAGGAUACAACUGAGGAAAACACUGAGUUGCAAAAAGAGACAGAGGAGGUAAUAGAGGGAAAUGAAGGGGAACACAAAACAGAGGAAGACCAAGAGGAGGAAACAGGGGCAAUUAAAGGGGAAGAGGAAAGAGAAGAGAACCAGGAGGAGGAAACUGAGGGGAAUGAAGGGCGACAGGAGAUGGAGGAGAACCAGGAGGAGGAAACAGAGGGGAAUGAAGGGCAACGGGAGAUGGAGGAGAACCAGGAAGUGGAAACAGAGGAGAUUAAUGAAGAGGAAGAAAGAGAGAGAGAGAAGGAGCUCAAGGAGGAAGCUGAAGGGAAUGAAGUACAAGAGGAGACAGAGGACCAAGAGGAAACAGAGGAGACUGAUGAUGUUGGAUAGAAUACUUAAAGAGCAGAAAGAUGAAUUGAAUUAGAACACAGUGACAGUGAAGGAGGAUGGAGUAGUUUUUGUCCUUCCAGAGUUUUUGAGAAACUGUGUAUAAAAGUUGCUUUAUGAGCAAUUCCUCUCCAAGGCAAACCACAGGACCCUGAGCCUGAAUUUUAUGCUGAGAUGGAUAAAAACGGUGCAUUGAAGAAAAAGGGAGAAUGGUAGGAAGAGUGGUAGCAGUCCCACUCUGUUUACUUGCGUUAAUUGAUAUACGCUUAUGAAAAGUAUAAAUGCAAGCUGGCACUGUGUCUUUUUCUAAGCCUGAGCCACCAGCUGUGGUUCCAGCUGUUGCAGCAAUGGAUUGUGGGAGAGUAGUGGACUAAUGUGAGAUGUUUUUCCUUUGUCUUGUACAAAUCUGUCACUGGUUUGGUGUCCUGUGAUCUGCUAAUUGUCCCACUUUUCCAGCACAGUGACACUGUGGGCCCAAAGGCAGGUGACUGAGACAAGUUUAUACACCUUUUCUUUGAGUCACUCACCUGCACCCUGGGCAGAAUAAACACACCUGUGCUUGC